Molecule: messenger RNA, 707 nt
Organism: Rhizophagus irregularis DAOM 181602=DAOM 197198
Lineage: Eukaryota; Fungi; Glomeromycota; Glomeromycetes; Glomerales; Glomeraceae
Source: RefSeq, a predicted model, not a curated record
GGCUAGCGCUAUAGUAUCGUCAAAGAUAAAAAUGCUCGUACCAGCUGGUAAUGCAAGACCAACACCACCAAUAGGGCCAAUUUUAGGACAAAGAGGAUUAAAAGCAAUAGAUUUUUGUAAACAAUUUAAUGAAUUUACAAAAAAAUAUGAAGUAGAUACACCAAUUCCAACGAUACUCACAAUGCAACCCGAUCGUAAAUUUACAUUUUCUUGUAAUAUGCCGCCAACAACUUGGCUAUUGAAAAGAGCUGCUAAAAUUGAUAAAGGUGCAGCAAAGCCAAAACAUGAAAUUGCUGGUAAAGUUAGUUUAAAACAUAUUUAUGAAAUUGCUAAAAUUAAACAAAAUCAAGAUAAUAUGAAGGAUUUUGAUUUAAGAUCCAUUUGUAAAAGUAUUGUUGCUACUUGUGGUAGUAUUGGAAUUGAAGUUGUACCAUAAUUAUCUUAAAGAAGAAAACUUAAACUAAGAGGAGACUACAAAAGGGGUGUUAGGUUUUAUUUAGAGCCUUGGAUGAAGAAACUUUCGAGAGGAAGCGUAUUCUCGAAGGCUAUGUAAAGCUAAAUGAAAGAACAAAAACAGCAAAACAAAAUACGGGAAAUUUAUUAAUCGUAAUUGUAAAAUAAUUACAUUGCCGAGAUAAAAAUAUGAUUUUUUAUUAGAAAUUCUUAUCAGUGUUUAGAAUAAUUAUUAAAAUAAAUUAUCUAUAAAU